Molecule: messenger RNA, 1452 nt
Organism: Penicillium vulpinum
Lineage: Eukaryota; Fungi; Ascomycota; Eurotiomycetes; Eurotiales; Aspergillaceae
Product: SUN domain-containing protein
Exons: 1
Coding region: 1-1452 (483 amino acids)
Source: RefSeq, a predicted model, not a curated record
AUGAAGUUCCAGAUCACUUCCUUCCGCGCAGCGGCGCUUGUCGCCCUCAUCGCGAGCGCUGAAGCCGCUAAACAUAGCCAUGGCCACAGCCAUAACCACGAGACUCGUAAUGUGACUCUGAAGAGGAGGAGUGGAGAGUGCGAGUUUCCCUCCGAUGCUGGCUUGGUAUCAAUCACCCCGAAUGAGGAAAACGCCGGCUGGGCUAUGAGCCCCGACGAGCCCUGCACACCUGGCAACUACUGCCCUUACGCUUGCCCUUCCGGUCAGGUGUCUAUGCAGUGGGAUCCCAAGGCGACGGCCUACUCUUACCCUAUGUCCAUGAGGGGUGGUCUGUACUGUGACGAGGAUGGCAAAAUCCAGAAACCUUUCCCCAACCGUGACUACUGUGAGUCGGCCGCUGGUGUUCUCAAGGCCCGCAACAAGUGUGGAAAGUCUGUCUCUUUCUGCCAGACUGUGCUGCCCGGAAAUGAGGCCAUGCUUAUCCCCACCAUGGUUGAGACGACUGCCGAUCUGGCUGUGCCCGAUAUGUCCUACUGGUGCUCUACUUCUGCCCAGUACUACAUUAACGCUCCUGGUGUUACCGCGGAGGAGGGCUGUGUCUGGGGUUCCAACCAGAGCCCCGUCGGUAACUGGUCCCCGUACACCGCUGGUGCCAACACCGACGACAAUGGCAACACCUUCCUGAAGAUCGGCUGGAACCCUAUCUACCUGGAAACUACCACACCCUUCCGCAAUGUCAAACCUGAUUUCGGUCUCGAGAUUGAGUGUGAGGGUGGUGGCUGCAACGGCCUGCCCUGCAAGAUCGACCCUGCUGUCAAUGAGGUCAACGAGAUGAUCGGUAAGCCCUUCGUUGGCGCUGGCGGCGCCACUGGCUGCGUUGUGACCAUCCCCAAGGGCGAGACUGCGCACAUUAUCGUCUUUGAGAGGGAGAGCGACGGCAGCACCUCGUCCGAGACCAUCGAGGUUUCCACAAGCACUCAUAUCGCCACUAGCAGCUCCAGCUCCAGCAUUAGCACCAGCACCAGCACCAGCACUAGCACUAGCACCUCGACUCCCACACCGACUCCUACUCCGACCAGCACCAGCACCAGCACUAUUGAGACUUCCACCUCUACCUCCACCCCCACGUCUACUCCGUCGUCGACUUCAACCUCGACUCGUACUUCUACCUCUAGCUCCACCUCGAGCUCCACCCCUACUGCUAGUUCCACCUCCACCACAGCUCCGGUUGUCACUAGCCUCAGCGCCCACCUGCCCAAGUCGAGCCCGGCAGGCUAUACCUAUCAGCCGCACGUUCUGACCGGUUCUGCUGAUAUCCAAGCGGCCUCCACGACAACCGCUGCCGCUGCCGCUGCAUCUACGUCUUCCGCUACUAAUGGUGCUACCAGCGCCACCGCCUCCAUGAUGACCCUGGCCUUUGGCGCCAUUGCCGCCAUGGUCGUGAAAUUCUAA